Macroventuria anomochaeta is the source of this 1646-nucleotide messenger RNA. RefSeq lists its product as uncharacterized. Bases 39 to 1514 code for a protein of 491 amino acids. Lineage: Eukaryota; Fungi; Ascomycota; Dothideomycetes; Pleosporales; Didymellaceae. The record is from RefSeq and is a predicted model, not a curated record. The transcript has a single exon.
CUUGCAACAGAAACGUUGUAUCAUAUUCACUAUCAACAAUGUCCGCCUCGUCCGCAACCCCAACGUCCCUACCGCUCAAGGAGACGCUCGACGCUCUUCUAAGCGUGUCUUCAACCUCAACCGAGCUUCGGUCUCAAAUCCGUGAUGUGGUUCAAGCCAGCCCAGAUAUUCCCAUUCUUGUGGCACUGGACGACGAUCCAACUGGUACACAAACCUGCCACGAUAUUCAAGUGCUCACAACCUGGACCGUUCCUGCCUUGGCUGCGGAGUUCGAAGCCACAGCGCCUGGCAGCGGGUUCUUCAUCCUUACCAAUUCGCGUGCACUACACCCGCCUGCCGCACGAGAGCUCACCAUAGAGAUAUGUCAGAACCUGCAGGAAGCUGCAACUCAGGCAGGCAAGAGAUUCGAAGUAGUACUGCGUGGUGACUCGACGUUAAGAGGGCACUUCCCAGUUGAGCCUGAGGCGGUGGAGGAAGCUCUUGGAGCAAGCGACGCAUGGAUUCUUGCGCCAUUCUUCCUUCAGGGUGGACGAUACACGAUCGAUGAUGUCCACUAUGUUGCUGAAGGCGACACGCUGGUACCCGCGGCAGAUACUCCGUUUGCCAAGGACGCGACAUUCGGAUUCAAGAGUAGUCAUAUGGCAGAUUGGGUUGUUGAAAAGAGCAAAGGGGCAAUCUCGAGGGAUCGUGUGCGUGGGAUCAGCAUUGUAGAUAUACGACAACGUGGACCUGACAAAGUCAACGAGAUCCUGCAAAGUGCACCAAAAGGAACGGUGUUCAUUAUCAAUGCAGCUGCAGAAGAGGACAUGGACGUCGUAGUUCUUGGAAUCUUGAAGGCCUCCGCACAGGGGAAGAAAUUCCUCUUCCGUUCUGCGGCAGCUUUUGUCUCGGCUCGUUUGGGCAUCUCUCCCAUUCCUCCCAUCACCGCACGAAAGCUUCAACUUAGUUCCGCUACCGGCGGGCUGAUCAUCGCUGGCUCGUACGUACCAAAAACUACGACUCAACUGAAGGCUUUAAUCGAGAUAGCGGGCGACAAAUUGACCACGGUGGAGCUGGAUGUCAACAAGCUUCUAGAGAGCGAUGCCUCGCGCGGACAGGAGCUCGACCACGCUCUAGAGGUCGCCACAAACGCAUUACAUCAGCCAAUGGACGUUCUGAUCAUGACCUCACGUGAUCUCAUCACAGGUGCAGACGAGCGUUCUUCGCUAGACAUCGGAUCUGUAGUCGCAGCCGCUCUUGUUACCUUCCUGGAGCGACUGGAUGUCAAGCCGAGAUAUCUGAUCGCGAAAGGUGGCAUCACUAGCAGCGACAUGGCGACAAAAGGUCUGAAGAUGAAGAAAGCUACUAUUGUAGGACAAGCUGCACCUGGCGUACCACUCUGGCGAUGCGACGAGCGUACUAGUAAAUGGCCAGGCUUGCCGUAUGUUGUGUUUCCUGGCAACGUAGGAGGAGAGUACACUCUGGCAGAGGUGGCAGAGAAAUGGAGGCCAAUGAUACCGGUCAAUCGCUGUUAAUUGUGCAGCGUGGCGGUGCAUACGUUGUAGAGAUUGUCAAAACUUGCUUGGAGUUUUUCUGGCCUCCAAAAUCAAGCAAUAUGACUGCAUUGAUAGCAGUCCAGGCUGGUGGGGUAAAUACGCAACGUGGCC